This is a messenger RNA of Penaeus vannamei (Pacific white shrimp), 447 nucleotides long. The record is from RefSeq and is a predicted model, not a curated record. NCBI's taxonomy places the organism in Eukaryota, Metazoa, Arthropoda, Malacostraca, Decapoda, Penaeidae.
AUUCUCGCUUCAGACAUUAUGAAGAUCCUUGUGAUAGCUACAAUCCUCAGCUCAGUGUCCCUGUGCACGAGUGCCGAAUAUGGAUCUCCCAACGUGUACGAGUUUUUGGCUCCGGCGAGGCUGAACUACGGCUUCAACGCAGGGAUUCGCCUUCCUCAACUUCCCACACUUUCAUUUAAGGAGCAAGAGAUUCCUAUUCCUGUUCCCGAUUUGGCAAAUGUGGAAAUUCCGUUCGUUUAUCCCAUAUUCAGCAUACCAAGCAGAGCUCUUCAGAGUACAAGGCUUAUUAGAAACUGGAACGACGCUAUUCAAGUACGGUUCCAAUGCCUUCAAACAGCUCCAUACUCCCUGGUGGAAAGCUUGUACUUGUGUGAUGGCUUGACGGCCUUACCUCUCCUAAUAUCUAAAAACAAUAGGGAACUUGUUGCAGAAUCAAAGUGUCCAUGA